Molecule: messenger RNA, 4811 nt
Organism: Ctenopharyngodon idella (grass carp)
Lineage: Eukaryota; Metazoa; Chordata; Actinopteri; Cypriniformes; Xenocyprididae
Product: guanine nucleotide-binding protein G(I)/G(S)/G(O) subunit gamma-4
Exons: 3
Coding region: 384-611 (75 amino acids)
Biological process (GO): G protein-coupled receptor signaling pathway
Cellular component (GO): heterotrimeric G-protein complex
Molecular function (GO): G-protein beta-subunit binding
Source: RefSeq, a predicted model, not a curated record
AAGCAGGGAAACCUCACGUGCCUCUGAUGCGCCCUGCAGAAUGAGCCCUAGUGAUCCUCCAGCGAUACUAAACAUCAUCUGAUAAUACACAACGGUCCACCGAUACCGGAGUGAACGCCGAUUUCUUAAAGGCGCAGUGACACCUGCAUCCUCCUCGCGCGCGUUUGUGCGUCACAUCGAGGUUCCCCUCACAUCUCAUGAACCGACACCGAAUCAACCACCAGAGCAGAAACCGGGGAAAUACUCGACGUUUAACGGCGUUUGGCGGAUGCACGCGAGCGGACGGUGACCGUGUGAGGUGUUGCGGGUUUUUCCUCGUCGCGUUCGGGUGGAGUCGAGCCACAUACUGAAGUCUGACCACUGACACACUUCAGGACUCAAUCAUGAAGGACGGAAUGGCCAAUAACAGCACCGCCAGCAUCUCUCAGGCCCGGAAAGCCGUGGAGCAGCUGAAGAUGGAGGCCUGCAUGGACAGGAUAAAGGUGUCCAAGGCGGCGGCGGACCUGAUGGCGUACUGUGACGCACACAUACGAGAGGACCCGCUCAUCGUGCCCGUCCCGGCCUCGGAAAACCCCUUCAGGGAGAAGAAGUUCUUCUGCACCAUCCUCUGAGGCCGGGCCGGGCUGCAGGUUCUGCCGUGAGGUUUCCACGUCUCUGGCUGCUGCCGUUGAGCUGUGUUUGAGUGGCAGCCGCCGCGUCUGUUGAUGGUCCGACCCCUCCCGGAGGCCUGUGGGGGUUUUUGGGGGGGAGUCAAUUAACUUGGCAACCCAGUCAGAGCAUCUCAUGUCUCGUUAACUAGGUUUGUUAUUGCUUCGUAAUUAGAGAACAGCCUUUCUCACUGCUUAUGGGAUGAGAGAGAUUUUUAUGUGUGUAUUUGUUCCAUUUUGCCUCAUUUCAUGUGCCACAGAGGAUGUGAAACCCUGACGGGUGGCCGUUUUAUAAUGUUAUUUAGACAUUUUUUUAAAUAAAACGAUUCUAUAUUUAAUAUGCACUGCCCAGUCAAAUGUUUGGACACACUUAAGUGAAUCUUCAAAAAAAGCUUGUGCAUUGAUAAUUGAAAUUGUUGAUAAAUUGUGAAUAUGAAUGAAUUUGUUUACAAAACUGAAAUUUGAUCAAAACAUUCAAACUUUUGGAGUGGAUAGUGAAAUAAAAGCAAAGCGUCCCAGGAUGAAGUUGGUGGGUGAGCGAUAAAGAAGCUCAAAUAUAAGAGAGUUUUGUUUUCGAUCACUUCAUCAAUCCAAGUUAUUUAAUAGGUUUCAUUACUUCACUAUUUUCUGUUUAUUAAGGAGCCUUGCACAUGACAUGCAAGAAAAAAAAGUAAACCGUGCGGACAUUUUACUAUUUGGUUCCCUCGAUUUACUAAAUCGUGCAGACGUUUUACUAAUUCAUUCCCUCAUUUUGCUAAAUGGUGCGGACGUUUUACUAUUUAAUUCCUGUGAGGACGUUUUACUAUUUCAUUCCCGGACGUUUCACUAUUUCAUUCUCUCGAUUCGUGAGGAAGUUUUACUAUUUAAUUCUCUCCAUUUGCUAAUGGUGCGGACGUUUUACUAUUUCAUUCCCUCGAUUUGCUUAAUCGUGCGGACGUUUUACUAUUUCGUUCUCUUGAUUUGGUAAAUCUUGCGGACAUUAUUUCAUUCUCUCAAUUUGCUAAAUUAUGCACACGAUUUAUAAAUCGAGGUAACAAAUGAGUAAAUCGUGCGCAAGAUUUAGCCUACUAUUUUUUUCCUGCAUGUCAUGUGCAGGGCUCCAUAGUUUUUGAAUAAUAGUCGUAAUAAAGAACGAUUUUACAAUAUUUCUGUUUUUAAUAUAGCCUAUUUAGAUCACAUAAAUUCAGCAUUGAUGAGCAGAAGAAAUAAUGAAGAACGCACAGAUGUGUCCAAACUUUUGACUUGUCAUGCAUCUGUACUAGAAUGAUUCCCAUUUUUUAAGAUAUUUUCUAUCAAGCAUUUUUUUUUCACCUCAUGCGAAUCAAAUCAAAUCUUAUCCAGUUUCCAAGUAACAUUGUGAUAAUCAGAACAGGAUACCACGCUGAAAGUGAAUACAGUUUUCUACCCCUUCAGACCUGAGAAAUUAAUUCUGAAUCGGUGCAGUUUGAGUUCAAACAUUCGACGAUAGUCCUCCUGCUGCUUUCCGGGAUCCGCUGGCCCUCGAGAUGUUGCUCUGUGCGUCCGGAUGAGGGUUUGACCGUACAGAUGUUAACGGCCCCAUCUCGCAUAUAAACUCGCAUGUGAUUGGACGGAUUAACUAGAGUUCCUAAUAUCAUCUGUGCCGAUAACUGUGAGAUCACAUUAUUUUCCUCUUUAUCACAAAGUUAUUUGGAGACUUCACACUCGUACAGUUGAUAUUUAAAGCUAAAGUGUGUCAUUUUGGAACGGCAAAACAUUUCAAACGGGGUUCCCGAACGGGAAAAUCACCGCGUUCAACCUACAAAUCACUCAUUUUAUACAGUAAUGGCCAAACGUGAAAGGGGAUGUUUGUUUUUAAUGACACUACAGAUUCAAUUAAACCAUCAAAAUAUGAGGAAGAUAUUUUUAAAUAUGAGAAAGAGCAAAACACUAAACUUUAAGGUUGCUAUUUAUCUGAAAAAAAAAAAAUGUAUUUGGCGCAAACUUCAGCUACAGGUUUUAUUUUACUAGGCCUAUACAAAAAAAUAAAAAAAUGCAUAGAAAAACAAAAAGUUCACAGGAUAAAGCAUUCAUUGACUACAACAUGAUAAGUUAUUAAUAUUUCAUUGGUUCUCUAUUGUUUUGGCAUGUGUUUAUAAUUUCCGUCAUAAUUCGGCGAAAUUUGGCAUGUUUCAUCGCGUUAUCACAAAUAAAACAACUGACUCCAAGCUAGAGCGAUUAAUCGUUAAAAGAUCGCGAUCUCCAUUUAAAUACACACGUGACUUUGUUCCUAAAUGACAACAAGCUUGUUCGAGAUUGGCGCAGCGCAGAACGUAUCAAAGUACCGCGAGAGCAUAUGACUCCUUAUGCUUUUGAAUCGCUCUCGCGGUACUUUGAUAUCGAGCCUAACGGUUCGCCUGUCUGUUAAACCUUUCAUAAAAUCACACCGAAACAUUCAAACAGUCUUUUCAACCACACAGUAUCAUUAUUUCUGUGUUCCUGAUAUUCAGAUAAUCACAGAAGUACUUAUAUUAUAAGUGCAUAUAAUCGCUGAUAUCUCCUGUAGCGAUCAAAAUAGAGUAACUUGGCGCUUCAAAUAACGGCUAUAUCAUCUGCAUUUUUACGCCACUAGGUGGCGACAAGUGACUUAAAAAUGUAUGUCAUUCAAUCAUUCAUUCAAGAGAUUUCGUUCUAUAACACUGAUUCAUCCAGUAAUGAAACAAGCGAAGUAUUUACAAGUGAGUCAUUGAAUCAUUCAUUCAAACCGUUUUUUUUUAAAAUAAUUAUUUCAUAUUAAAUAAACAUUUUUAAAUAGACUGCAGUAAUUUUUUUUUAUCAGAACCUCUAAGUAAAUUACAUGUUAUUUUGUUUAGUUAAUCGUGAUCUCUAUUUGAAAAAAAUCAUCAUUCUCAAUUUAUCCAGAAUUGUGCAGCUCUACUCUAAGCAAAAGUACGCGAUAUGAUUACAGAAACCUUUAAUAAUGUUUUAAUAAAGGGUCAAUGUCAAUUUUCCUAGUCCAGACAUCACUUUUGGCCACUACUGUAAGUGACUCUUCACCUUAUAAGAGGAUUUAUUAUUAAAAAAAUGUCAUGCAUCGCAUUUAAAUUCAGUCUGAAUUAGAUUUAAAUGCAUUUCAUUGAAUUUGACCUUUUUAUUCAAUGAAAACUUGAGCUUCCCACAUGCAAACAGGCAGAUUCAUUCCUCAAAUCACCUUCUUGCUAAUGAUGAUGAUUUCUUCACACUUUCUGAAUGGCCUUACUAACGCUGGGCAUGUUUCACAAUAGUUUUUGAGUUGUUUUGCCUGUCCUGAUUUAAACAGCAAGGCCUUUGACUGAAAUGCCAAACGGAGAGCCUGCAUGUGUGUGUGUGUGUGUGUGUGUGUGUGUGUGUGUGUGUGUGUGUGCGCGCUCAUAUAGAGAGUUGGUUUCUGAGUGCCAAGUACUGUGACUAUGGCGUGUCCUCUACACUGUUAUUUCACAGGCUUUUUCCUAUUCAAAACAAACAAACAAACAAAAAAAAAGCACAAUGUCAAAUGUCUUUUCUUUAUAUCACUGUAUUUUAGCCUAGCCUUUGCUAAUUUAUACAAGACCAAGUGUUAUUAUAUUUAAUGCACAGCACCUGAUUGAGGUGUUGCUUGUGUAACCUGUAUUAAAGCCCCUUUAAAGUGUGCUGCGGUGGAUGGAUGGAGGUCCAGGGUCUUUUGACACCCAAACUUUUGGCAACAUCUUCUAUCUGGAGAAGAUCCACUUCAAAGUGCACAGAUGUAUAUUUGAAAUGCUAAUGUUGCAUGAGAUAGCCUUUACAUUAAGAGAAACAAAGAGUGUGUAUGUAGGGUUGGUAUUUAAAAUGAUGCUGUGUUCGAAACGCUUAAACAUUUACUUUUAUAAUGCCGCUAAUGCUCCACGUGUUCAAUGAGAAUGAGGGUUUGUUGGGUUUCCAAGCCAAUGAAAUGGAGAUUUCUACAUAAUUGCAGUACAGAUAAACCCCAAAAUGUAAAUGAUCUUUUAAAUAUUAUUAUUAUUAUUAUUAUAAAACCAUAACUUGCAUGGACUGAUUACCCUAUUUAAAUAUUAGAACUUUGAGAUACCUUGUAAUUGAAUCAAUGCCUAAAUGUAUGGAUUUGUUGGUGCUUUUCUGCACUUUUCUCUUUUAGAAGUCUGAAUGUGUAGAUCUGUGCAGUUGUACAAUAAACAUUUUAAAACUGUC